Molecule: messenger RNA, 1650 nt
Organism: Hipposideros armiger (great roundleaf bat)
Lineage: Eukaryota; Metazoa; Chordata; Mammalia; Chiroptera; Hipposideridae
Gene: CIMAP1B
Product: ciliary microtubule associated protein 1B
Exons: 3
Coding region: 293-1273 (326 amino acids)
Cellular component (GO): cytoskeleton
Source: RefSeq, a predicted model, not a curated record
AUAAUUAAAUCAUGUGUCCUAUUACAGCUCUAUUCAACUUGUGUGGUAUAUGUUUAUUUUAUGCAAAUACUCCGUCAGCUUAAAUAGAUGCAAAGUUCUCUCUCUACACAUAACAAUGAAAUUGAGAUCGCUGUUUGUAUUAUUCCUUUAUUCCCACACUUGUUUUUUGUCUACAGAUCUGUCCAUUUCCGGAAUGGGUGUACUGAAGCCUGGGGAAGGGUGAGGUCCGUGGCCAAGUCUGCAAGACGCCUGCCAAGGCCGGACUCCGAGGAGGAGAGGACAGGUGAGCGUUAUGCUAGGGGGUGGGGGGCGGAGCCAGGGGGGUGGCCAGUGCGGUUGCCAGGAGGCGGGACCGGGACACAAUGGGGUCUGGGAGUUGGGCCGGGUGGGAGCGGGAAUUCAGGCACCCCGCGUUACCUUCCCAGCAGGGAGCCACUGCAUCAGGUUGGGCUCCGCCCCCGGAGUCCGGGGUGGAGGGGCCCGGGCCGCCACCUUCUGUCCACAGGUGCUGCCAGCCGUAAGCGCACCCGCGGUACCAUGGGCUCGGACGUCUGGGUCGGCCCUUGGCGGCCGCACCGGCCCCGCGGCCCCAUCGCAGCGCUCUACGGAGGCCCUGGGCCCAAAUACAAGUUGCCCACAAACACUGGUACUGGCGACACGCGCAGGAUUGUCCGGGAUGGGCGGUGGGCAGGAAGAAGCUGGUGCGGUCUCUGAGGGGACUGGGGUGCUGAACCCAGGGCUGGAGGGGGGAGAUCUGUUUGGGGGGUGUGGGGGGCUGUGCCCCGGGAGAAAGCGGCCGGGCCCCGAGGUGAUGCUGGGCCGCCCCGCAGGCUACUUCCUACACGACCCGUCGAGGCCCCGCGCCCCCGCCUUCACCUUUGGCGUGCGUCUUCCCACACCUCAGACUUCGUGCGGCCCCGGGCCCAGCCACCUGGUGCCGGCUCGCAUGACCGUGCGCGGCCCCGACGGCACCCCCGCCUACUCCAUCUCCGGCCGCCCGCGCCACGCAGCGCCCUGCCUCACUCCCGGACCGGGUACUUCCCAGAGCGAGCAGAAAACGCGACGUACCCCAGUGCGCCCCGGCAUACCAUCGCCUCCCGAAACUGGGGCACCCACGCGGAGCAUCAGACCCCAGGUGACCAGAAAGGCCCGUUCCAACUCCCAGGCCUUUGCCACCCCGCACCUGGAGCGGCUCUCCGGGCGCUGGGACUACCCAGCCCUCGCGGAGGCUGGGCGGCUCCGCAAAGACCCAGCCCCAGAUCCCACCCCUUGAUGGCUCCUUCUCAGGCCCCGGGACCUACACUGUGCCCUCGCUCCUGGGCCCGCGCGUCAUCGGCAAAGUCUCCGCCCCAACUUACUCCAUCGGCGGCCGCAGCACGGUGGGCAGUUUCUUCGAGGACCUGAGCAAGGUGGGUGUGUGUGUGUGGGGGGGGCUGCCGGGCACAGCGUAGCGAGGGGUCAACCGGACGGACCGCAGAGGGUCAGGAAGCAAGGGGUGGGGGUCAGUGAACAGCACGGAAUGGAGGCUGAUCUCAGCGCCCCUUCCGCCCUCCCAGACCCCGGGUCCUAGCGCCUACCACGUGGUGAACCCUGCGAUCUACAAGUCUCGGGCUCCCCAAUUCACCAUGCUGGCGCGCACUUCGCUCCCCC